AUGUGGGCUUUGUGGGAGGCCGGCACAGCGGUGGCUCGGGGACACCUUUCCUCGUGGCCCCGGCACUCCGUGGCCAGCAGGGGGUGUCCCGGCACCGCGGGGCUCACUCUCGUCUCUGCUUGGUCCGCAGGGUCCCAGCUGAGCAUCCUGCUGGUGGGCAAGACAGGAAGUGGGAAGAGUGCGACAGGGAACACCAUCCUUGGAAGAAAUGCAUUUGAAUCUAUGGUUUCACUAUGUUCAAUAACCCCGGACUAUGAAAAAGCUGAGAGUGUCAUCCAGGGAAGACCAAUUACUGUUGUUGACACUCCUGGUCUUUUUAACACUGGAGGUGUCACUGUACAAGAAACAGCUGAAAAGAUUGGAAAUGCCCUUUGCAAUUUCUAUGGUGGGGUCCAUGCCAUCGUCCUGGUGAUGCAGCUGGGCCAAGUCACUGAAGAAUGCCAGCAAGUGGCUGAGUGGGUGACCAAGAUUUUCCAUCCUGAAGCACAGAGGUACACAAUCCUGUUAUUCACCAGAGCUGAAGAUCUUGAGAAGCCUGAAGAUCUGAAAGGUUUAAUCAAAGACAACAAAUACCUCAAGGAGCUGGCAGCCAAGUGUGGAAAUCGGUACCUCGGUUUCAGCAACAGAGCCACUGGGGAGGCGAGGGAUCGGCAGGUUGCAGAGCUCAUCAGCAUGAUUGAUGCCAUGGUAGAGCAGAAUCGUGAUGCUCCGCGUUACACACAAAAAAUGUUGGAGAAACCUAAGACAUAUCCUAAUAAAUUUGGUACCAUCCUGUAGGCAGGAAGGGGUUGGUCAGAGAGGAGAUGUCUCUUCAAUCGUGCCAUUUCUAGAAUCAUGGGAUCAUACAAUCAUACAAUUACCUAGGUUGGAAAAGAUUUACAAGAUCAUCCAGUCCUAACAUCCACUAAUCACCAAUAGUUCUCACUAAAGCAUGCCCUUUGCCCAGGGAGGUGGUGGAGUCUCCUGCUCUGGAGAUGUUCAAGACCUGCCUGGAUGCUGACCUG
Messenger RNA from Lagopus muta (rock ptarmigan), 1004 nucleotides. RefSeq names its product GTPase IMAP family member 7-like. The transcript has 2 exons. NCBI's taxonomy places the organism in Eukaryota, Metazoa, Chordata, Aves, Galliformes, Phasianidae. The coding region runs from base 1 to 777 and encodes 258 amino acids. Gene Ontology annotation, molecular function: GTP binding. The record is from RefSeq and is a predicted model, not a curated record.